GGAGAGAAUGCCAGCCGGCGGAUUAGGGACGCCCUGUUCAGGUAACAGCCGGGACUGCGCGGGUGAUUAGUUCGGGACAUCUUUGCCGAAUGAAUGAACUGCGUCGGGGAAAUACCUGGACGGAAUUCCAGGUACUUGGUGGUGGGAAAAUCUUUCGGACUUGGGUCGCUCGCUAUUUGUGGGAGGCGCUCGCCCUGAUUACCUAGAGUUGCAUAAAACGGAAUGCCGGGAGGAGGGGCAGCACAGUAGCCACAAAGACAUCGAAGCACACACACAGCUAUCAAUCAAUCAAUUGGCGAUCAUAAUGGAGAACUACACCCACAAGAAAUUCACAGCAGCUCUGAAGCGGAAGCGCAGCCAGGACUCUGAAUCUGACGACGAUGUGAUCUUCGUCAUGGAGCAGCCUGGCCAGCGGACUCCCGAGCAGCCCCCAUCCAAGCGUCGCUUCUUCCGUCCUUGGCUGGACGAGCCAGAAAAGACAAAGCAGCCGGAGCCGCCGCGCAAGACCAUGGUAACACCACCACUGGUGGAUCCCACCUACCAGGCCAAUAUGGUGCGCAGCCACAAGCGACGCCAGCGCAGUCCGCAGGAGCAACUGCGUCGGGAUCGCAACACCCUGGCUAGCCUGCGGCACCGGCGAUCGCAGCAGCAGCAGCAACAGCUCAUCGAGCAGCAAUACCUGACGAGUCGGAUCCAGCACGAGGCCAACCUGGAGCAGCAGAUUCGCCUUAGUCUCUACUAUGUGCGGUUUCUUCAGCAGACCAUGGCCACCAUAGAGCCGUUGCCACCGACGAACCACCAGCAGAUGUCCCUUGUCCACCAGGCCACAACCCAACAUCCUUGAAUGGAUAUCGACUUGGCGCUGUCUCAGUGCUUUAAGUACUUGUACAUAUUAAUAUUAGGAACAUCCAAAAUGACCUUGUGAUUACUUUUAAAGUAUUAUUUAUUUGUUUAAUUGACUUAACAAUAAAAC
This is a messenger RNA of Drosophila kikkawai, 973 nucleotides long. RefSeq lists its product as uncharacterized. NCBI's taxonomy places the organism in Eukaryota, Metazoa, Arthropoda, Insecta, Diptera, Drosophilidae. The record is from RefSeq and is a predicted model, not a curated record.